CUUGCCUUAUGGGCUGGGCCUUCGGUCAAAUGUUGGUCAGUUACAUCACCGGCGCCCACCCUGCCGAACCGUACGGCUCGACACUCGCACUCGCCCCAGUUCAAGCCGUCCUCCACUCAGAGGCCUGGGUAUUCACCAAGAUGAUCGCCAAGAUCCGGGGCAAUAUGUCCACAAGUCAGACUUUGCGCCUUCAUUUCCGGAUGAUCAAGGGGGUCUUCCUGAGCAUGACCGCGUUCCACGUGUACAAGUCAUGUAGAUGGGGUAGCGUCUGGACGGGACCCGAUCGAGGAGCACACCGACUCUGGCUGCUGGCGACUGUGGCCUUCGAGUUGUUCUGUUUCAGUAUCGGACACUCUGCACUGGACCCCGAAAUACAAGAAGCUGUAGCCAAAGAAGAGGAAGAUCACCGCAAAAGCGAAGCAACUCGCCUUCAGGUGAUCCAGGAUCGCGAUGUUCAGGACGUCGCUCGAGCAGAGGAAGUUCUGUAGUAGGAUAGA
Molecule: messenger RNA, 497 nt
Organism: Filobasidium floriforme
Lineage: Eukaryota; Fungi; Basidiomycota; Tremellomycetes; Filobasidiales; Filobasidiaceae
Exons: 2
Coding region: 9-488 (159 amino acids)
Source: RefSeq, a predicted model, not a curated record